This is a messenger RNA of Apodemus sylvaticus (European woodmouse), 1388 nucleotides long. It is a transcript of the gene Ccdc34, whose product is annotated as coiled-coil domain containing 34. The coding region runs from base 42 to 1133 and encodes 363 amino acids. The record is from RefSeq and is a predicted model, not a curated record. NCBI's taxonomy places the organism in Eukaryota, Metazoa, Chordata, Mammalia, Rodentia, Muridae. The transcript has 6 exons.
GCCGCCGGCGCUGCUCGGGCCGUUUGAACUUGGCGGGCCUGAUGCAGGCGGCAGGGCCUUGGCGGGCCGCCUCUCCUGCUCGGUGCACUCGCUACCUCGCCCGCUGCAAGCCGGGCUUCCGGCCCUCCUCGAGCUUUGUCGUCGACCUCUUAGUGGAUUCCCGGGGUCCAGGACUGGAGGAUGUGGCGGUGACCGAGUGCUUGUCGCCGCCGCCUCUGAGCUGCAGCAACUCCACCCUGUCCCUGUUGUCUCCCCUUGGCCACCAGAGCUUCCCGUUUGGCGCCGACGACAGUGAUGGGGAGGAUGAAGAGGCCCUGGACGAAGAUGCCCGUGAGUCAGAGGCCACGGUGGAGAUCUUGGAAGGAAUAGAGUUACAGGGGCGCUCCAGUAGUUAUGAAGUUGAGUCCCAGGACAAACAGAAAUUACAGGAUAGCAGUCUGACGCCAUGGGAGAUGUGGUUUGUUGGCAAAGAGAAAGAAGAGCGUGGCCGGCUACAGCAGAAAGUUCUGGAGGAAUUAAAUCAGCAGAUAGAAAAAAGAAAAGAAAUGGAAGAACGUGAAAAAAGAAAGAUAAUUGCUGAAGUAAAGCACAAGGAAUGGGUUCAAAAGAAAAAUCUGCAGGAAAAGAAAGAAAGGGAACGAAAAAUUAAUAAGGAGAUGGAAGAAAAAGCAGCAAAAAAACGGGAGAAAGAACAUUUGCAAGAAAAAGCAAAAGAAAAAUAUCAAGAAUGGUUGAAGAAAAAAAAAGCUGAAGAAUGUGAGAAGAAGAAAAAAGAGAAGGAAGAAGAAAAGCAACGGCAAGCAGAAUUACAGGAGAAAAAAGAAAUUGCAGAAAAAAAAUUUAAAGAAUGGUUGGAAAAUGCAAAAAACAAACCUCGUCCAGCUGCAAAGAGCUAUGGUUACUCCAGUGGAAAGCUCACAGGUUUUUACAGUGGAAAUUCCUACCCAGAACCAACAUUUUAUAACCCAAUUCCGUGGAAGCCAAUUCAUAUGCCCCCUCCUAAGGAAACUAAGAGUGGACCAGGAAAGAAGAGCAAACGGCCUGCCACGAGUCAGCCGCUCACGUCGUCCCUGGCCGUUCACAGCGCCAGGACCAGCCUUAGCCUUGGAGCGCUGUGCCGAGUACAGAGAUAGAGUGUGCACAGAGCAUACCUACCCAGCUGGAGCUUACGGUUAAAAUCAGAAUAUUUUUCUUAAUACUUAAUCAGUAAGUCAACAUUUGAUGUGGUAAUUGAAAGAUACCAAAAUUUGAAAUUUGUAUGUGGAAUCCUUAGAGUUAAAGAUAGUUUUUACAUUUUGUUUUUUUUUAAACCAUUAAGGUUGAUCUAAUGAUUGUAUUUUAGUUUUUAUUAAAACUCACUAUAGUAUCAAUAAACCAAUAGUCUGUCU